GGCCAGGAUUGCCCAAUGAGGAGCGGAGUAGCACAGUGUGGCCCGCCUCCGGAAGUGAGACAACGACUGCCCCGCUGGCCAUGCGGAAGUGAGGCGAUGGCGGAGCUGUACGUGAAGCCGGGGAACAAGGAUAGAGGCUGGAAUGACCCUCCACAAUUCUCUUAUGGGUUGCAGACCCAGGCUAGCAGUAAUAAGAGGACACCACUCACCAAGCGGGUAGCAGCUCCCCAGGAUGGUUCUCCAAAAGUGCCUGCUUCAGAGCCUUUUACUGGGGCUCCUCCAGUAGGACCACCACCUCUCCUAACCAAGGCUCCAGGGCCUCCUCCUGGGGGGAGCUCUUCUCCUUUGAGGUUGGAACCUUCCAGCUCCCCAGUCACUUGUGAAACCAUGCUGGAAGAUGUGCUGGGACCCUUGGAACAGGCUUUGGAGGAUUGCCGGGCUCAUACACAGAAACAGGUCUUUGAUGACAUCAGCCGGCGCUUAGCUUUGCUUCAGGGACAGUGGAAGAGUGAGAAGCUGUCAGUUCCUGUGAGGAAGAGGAUGGCACUGCUGGUACAAGAGCUCAGGAGCCACAACUGGGAUGGAGCCGAUGACAUACAUCGAUCACUGAUGGUGGAUCACGUGACUGAGGUCAGUCAGUGGAUGGUGGGAGUGAAAAGGUUAAUUGCAGAAAGGAGGAGUCUGCCUUCUGGGGAAGCUGCUAAGGAGGAGCCCACUACAACAGAGGAGAAUGAGGAGGUCUCAGGCCUCUCUACAACUCUGUGACCAUCUAUUUUCUUCCUCCCCCUUCUGCCCCUCUCUCCAGUCUUCCCCACUGGCCUAGCCCUUGAACUCUCUCUGAAUGGGGCCUGAUGGGGUUUGGGGUCCAGGGAUUUAUGUUGGCUUGGCUUCCUUGAUACCAGCAAGAGAUAGGCAGUUGGAAGAAGGGAAGAGAGGUUCUCCUUUAGUAGAGAAACUGCUUCAACUCUAAAUGGGACUUUGGCCUGGCUCUGGGGAGGCAAGACUGUAUAGGCAGUUCAUUGGUUGCUUCUGACAUAUGCAAAUAAAUAAAAACAUCUUGUUCAGUGGUA
Gracilinanus agilis (Agile Gracile Mouse Opossum) is the source of this 1070-nucleotide messenger RNA. It is a transcript of the gene SRA1, whose product is annotated as steroid receptor RNA activator 1. Gene Ontology annotation, biological process: regulation of transcription by RNA polymerase II. Gene Ontology annotation, cellular component: nucleus. Lineage: Eukaryota; Metazoa; Chordata; Mammalia; Didelphimorphia; Didelphidae. The coding region runs from base 16 to 765 and encodes 249 amino acids. The record is from RefSeq and is a predicted model, not a curated record. The transcript has 5 exons.